Tarenaya hassleriana is the source of this 411-nucleotide messenger RNA. Its product is annotated as protein DETOXIFICATION 45, chloroplastic-like. NCBI's taxonomy places the organism in Eukaryota, Viridiplantae, Streptophyta, Magnoliopsida, Brassicales, Cleomaceae. The transcript is spliced from 3 exons. The coding region runs from base 28 to 411 and encodes 127 amino acids. Gene Ontology annotation, cellular component: chloroplast. The record is from RefSeq and is a predicted model, not a curated record.
GUGGAGUUGGGCUCUGCUGGUGUUUCCAUGUCAAUCUUCAAUAUCAUAUCGAAGCUCUUCAACAUUCCUCUCCUCAGUGUCGCCACUUCCUUUGUCGCCAAGGAUAUUUCAAAGGCUGCCAUUGAAAAUUUGGCAUCAGGACCAGUUGAAAGGAAGCAAUUAUCUUCAGUGUCGACGGCUUUGCUGUUAGCCGUUGGAAUUGGCAUGUUCGAGGCUCUGGCUUUAUCUUUGGCAUCUGGACCUUUUUUAAGGUUAAUGGGUGUACAGUCUACGUCUGAGAUGUUUGUACCUGCACGCCAGUUUCUUAUGCUCAGGGCACUUGGUCCCCUACCAGCACCACCGCUGCUGCGAUCCACAUCAUCGUUAUUGUUAUCCCUCCCAUCUUCAUCUUCUUGUGUGUUUUUUCCUUAA